UUUGGCGCUGACCUCUCUAUUCCUACUACCUAGGUGCUAGGUACCUAGGUACCCAAGUGGGUAUGCAGGGCAUAUGGACUUGAACCUGCUGGGGGCUGGACCACUGUCCUGGUGCCUCGGUUGGCCCUUGGUUUACACUGACAGCCGCAUCGAUCACGGGCCCUGGGCUGAGCCCGCCACCCGGUCCUCCUGUCCUCCUGCCCUUGUCUCUGCUGGGUCGCAUUCGACUCGUCAACCCGCCCGUUCCACGCUCCACGCUCCACGCCCCACGCUCCACCUAUCCGGUACGAUACGCUACGGAGGUCGUAGGGGCAAGACAGAACAGAGGAUUGACAGGCCAUUCUGCCACUCUGCCAUUCUGCCUCCAACCCACCCGAGCAUCGUCCUUCAACCGUUCAACCAUCCACCUCUCCGCCCGCCUCUUCCCUGUCCUGCCUCGCCCUGCUGCCCAACAACCGCCCUCUCGGCUGCUGCUGCCGUGUGCCUACACAGCACACCCCGACACAGCUGCGCUUGCCCCUUCAGCAAUCCGCAUCUGCAGACCUAGUAACAGAUUACACCCCCCCCCCACACACACACCCACCCACCAGCAGCGGUACUAGGCUUUCGCGACUUUGCGUCCCGCCCUCCUCGCUCCAUCCCUACCCACCGGCCGCCCUGCGAGACAGAAAGAAGCUCAAGCAGACCCCCGACACGCCCUCGCCCCCCGCCCACGACGCUCGGCCAUUCUUGAUGGCUCGACCGGCGACGAAAGAACCAUGAACUCCCUCAAUUUCGUCUCCUCCCGCGUCUCUCCCUCCUCCAGCCCGGCCCCUUCGCGUUCCAACUCCCUUGGCUCAAUGGGCAUCACCGUCACCUCGGAGGAGCAGGAGCAGCAGCAGGAAGCCUCUACCACGGGCCUCGACGAGAAAACGCCCAAUUCCGCGGGCCCCGACGAUUCCCAGCCCGCUGACGCCGCGGCCGACCAGGACACACCUCUGCUGUCAAGAAGCGUCCCCAGGGAUUCCGGGAUACGGGAGUCGUCUUGGCAUCAAAUUCCCCGGCGCAUGUUCAGUGCUGUCAUAGGCUCAUUGCGCUGGGUUCUGUCUACUCUGGCCGCCCCUGGUGUCUACCUGAUCGCCUGCCUCUACGAUGAACACGGACAUUUUGCCCCCUGGCUACAAUUCAAGAGGCUCUUUGGCGCAUACCACGCAGAUCCGCGGAAGAUGGCUGCGGCAAUGCAAGAGAAAGCCGCGUUGGAAGUCCGGACUGGUCCGACCCGGGGUGCAACCACCAACAUAGCCAGGGGGAAUGCCAUGACAACGCGACCGGUGCCAUCUUCUGGCUCUUCAACAUCGGGACUCUCCAGUGAGUCCGAGUCCGAAAUGGACAGGGACUCUACCAGCAGGCAUCCGCGGGCCAAGUCCCUGCAAAGCUCCGAGGAGAUCAGCCCCUCCCGGCGGUCCAUCAGGAUCAAGCUGCAUAACGAGGAAUCGCUGCGCCAGCGUAAACAAAAAAGAGGGCAGUCGGCCAGCUCUCGCCGCGGUACGACAGGCAGCCCGCAGCAAAAAGAUAUAUCGGCCCACCUCAAAUCGCCCACGUCUCCUGUUGGUGCCCUGACGAAAUAUCCCAAGACGCCUGCGCCCCCAAGACCGCUCAUCCCACGACGCCAACCAUCCUACAUCAAUGUGGAGGCCGACGCGCAGACACCCCAAAAGACACUGAUCCUCGACCUGGACGAGACCCUGAUUCACAGCAUGUCCAAGGGCGGCAGGAUGAGCACAGGGCACAUGGUGGAGGUCAAGCUGAAUACGACUUAUGUUGGGGUUGGCGGGCAAGCCAGCAUCGGACCCCAGCACCCCAUAUUGUAUUAUGUGCACAAGCGACCGCAUUGCGAUGACUUCCUGCGACGGGUCUGCAAGUGGUUCAACCUUGUUGUGUUCACGGCCUCUGUUCAGGAAUAUGCUGACCCAGUCAUCGACUGGCUGGAAUCGGAGAGGAAAUUCUUCUCGGCACGGUACUAUAGGCAGCACUGUACAUUCAGGCACGGCGCCUUCAUCAAGGACCUCAGUGCUGUCGAGCCCGAUCUCAGUAAGGUCAUGAUCCUGGACAACAGCCCUCUCAGCUACAUGUUCCAUCAAGACAACGCGAUCCCGAUACAAGGCUGGAUAAAUGACCCGACAGACAACGAUCUGCAGCAUCUCAUACCGUUCUUCGAGGGUCUCCAGUAUGUCUCGGAUGUGCGUGCCCUUUUGGCGCUGCGAGGAGGUGAGGAUGGCCAGCACACCUGAGGACCACAACCCGGUCGUACGGGCCCGGAGGGUCAGGGCGUUGUGCAAUCGCCCAUGGAGCAGCAGGGUAUCAACUCAGCCUCCAUAUGGUGCGGAACCAACACGAACUGUCCAUGCCCGGGUCCGCAUGACGAAGCGCGCAUGUGUGUAGAACUGUGCAAAAAGCAAGUAGAAAGCGAAUAGCAUUUUGAGCUCGUUUUUUUCCUUCUCUUUUUUGAGCCGCUGAUAUUGCGGCGAUCCACAGGUCUCCUGGGCCAGUGGGAACGUUGUCUGGGUGUGUGAGUCGAGAUCAUGGAAUCUUGCGGGUGCCUGAAGAAUUGAGCAAGUGAUCGAGUGGAAAGACGCGAGGCCUUCAUGAUGGCAUCGACAGCUUGCUAACAUGUAUAACCGGUUUGAGAAGGCCGGCGGGUAAUGACACAGCCCCUUGCAAUCCGGCUCUUGUUUGGAUACGCUGAGUCAGCCCAGUCUGGAACAGCAGAACCACCACCCGGCAAGUAAACAAACCCAACGCCCUGGUGCAUAAUGCCAUACAACUAAGGCAUUUCCAAGAUCUGUGGCUUGUGUCGCCUUGUCAUAUGAGCGCACGUCUUGAAGCAGCAAGGCGUGGCCGCGUCCGGGGUGCGAUGUGGCGCACAGACCCCUGACGGGCGC
This is a messenger RNA of Diaporthe batatas, 2921 nucleotides long. RefSeq names its product Nem1-Spo7 phosphatase catalytic subunit NEM1. Bases 759 to 2270 code for a protein of 503 amino acids. The transcript has 3 exons. Gene Ontology annotation, molecular function: protein serine/threonine phosphatase activity. The record is from RefSeq and is a predicted model, not a curated record. Lineage: Eukaryota; Fungi; Ascomycota; Sordariomycetes; Diaporthales; Diaporthaceae.